Owenia fusiformis is the source of this 994-nucleotide messenger RNA. The record is from the annotation of a GenBank genome assembly. Lineage: Eukaryota; Metazoa; Annelida; Polychaeta; Sabellida; Oweniidae.
GUUGAAGUCUUCACUCGGAAAAGGUUUAACUCUAAUUUUCUUCCUGCUCGAUCAAAAUGGGAACUAGGCUACAAUUUCUAAUCAGUCUUUGUCUGCUAAAGGUCCACAACUGCAGAGAAUAUGUUGAUAUGACUUAUGAACUAUUUGAAGGUUUGCCGAAAACCACUGUAACACCGGAUUUCAAGCAAGCAGUGAUUUUUGAGGGACCUUGGCUGAAAACAAAAUUUUUUGCCUCCUAUAAAUUUGAAUCUGCCGAACACAUGGGCACUCAUAUAGAUGCGCCUUUCCACUUCAAUAGGAACGCUUCCUACGUCAACGAGAUCCCGUUCGAAAAUCUUCAUGGUCCCGGAGUCGUUCUUGAUAUCCGCGAGAGGGUCAAGAAAAUGGGACCCGGCAAGGAAGCGACGGUAAAAAUUUCCGAUGCUAAAGCUUGGGAAAAGAAAUACGGCAAGAUUCCAAAAGGAGCUAUCGUUAUAAUGAACUCUGGCUGGGGCAAACACUGGCCAGAUGUGAAUAAGUUCAUCGGACUGAAGGAUCCAGACAACCCUGAUGGAUUAGUUCCCAGUAUGCUUUCCCCGGGCUUUAGUAAAAAACUCGCCCGCUGGCUCCUAAAAGAAAGAUACAUCAUCGGUAUCGCGACUGAUACUAUUAACUGCGAUAAAGGAAGUGCUGUAAAUUAUGACGUCCAUAACAUCCUCCUUCCACAGGAAAAAUGGUGUGUGGAAAUGAUUGCAAAUGUGGAACAGAUACCCGUCAACGGGACUGAAAUAUUUGUGAUGCCGAUUAAGAUCCGUGGAGGAACCGGCGCACCCGCGAGAAUCUUUGCAAUGUGGAAUUAAACGCUGUAAAAGUCAUUUUUCUCCUUCCCUACCCCAUUUGAGCACACUCUGGCUUUUGGGAAGUGAAUCGGGACUAAAUAUUAAUAAGAUAGGUCCUAAUUUAUCUGAAGACAUGUCAAAGUUCAGUGGGAAAUCUCAUUUUAAGCUGGCGGCGG